Molecule: messenger RNA, 2610 nt
Organism: Achroia grisella
Lineage: Eukaryota; Metazoa; Arthropoda; Insecta; Lepidoptera; Pyralidae
Product: protein FAM114A2
Exons: 10
Coding region: 123-1805 (560 amino acids)
Source: RefSeq, a predicted model, not a curated record
UGAUUUGUCAACACGUAGUAGUUACGAACAUUUGUUUUAUUUAUAAAUAAUUAACUAUCUAAAAGAAUACCAUAAGAUUAUUUUUUUAUUGUUGAACACGCAAUUUAUAGUUCAUUCUAAUAAUGCCUUCAAGUGAUAGUGAAGAUUUUGAAAGUGCUGACGAAGGUCAUAGUCUGGAUAAAAAAGAGAGAAAACAACGUAUUUCAUCUUCUAAUUACAGUGAUAAUUCUAUAGAAACUAAUUUAGAACCAGAAAAAAAUACACUAACCUCAAAUACCCUUACUUCCGAGAAGAAGGACGCAACAGAACCCACUGAUGGCUGGGAUGAUUUUGAUAUAGAUGAAAAUGAAUCAACAGAAUCUAAACCAAAACAAGAAGUGAAGAAUAAGCAAACAAAUAAAGAACCUACAGUAAAGGAAAGUGAGAAGAGUAAAGAUACAGGAUGGGAUGAUUUUGGUGAUUGGGAGCAGGAUUUGACUACAAAUAAUACUAUUCAGAAUGAACCACUGGAAUCAUCAAAGAAAACUGAAUCUGAUAUAAAGGAAGUGACCGACCGCCUUGCUGCUGCAUCCACAAAGAGCACAGCAUGGGGAUGGGGGUGGGGAGUGGACUCCCUGAUAAGUACUGCAACUGCUGGUAUUACGACCCUCACCUCACAGGUGUCACAGGGUAUCACUACAGUUCUAGAAACUGGUAUUGGUGCACCAGACCCUGAGGAAUUAGCAAGGAGAAAUCUAAAGGAUACAGAGGUGAAAGCGACUAAAACUGAUGAGGUGGCAAUAUCUGACAGUAGUAAGGAGGAGGUACCAGAAUCAAAGAGUACCAAUGAGACAGCAUUCCCAGCAUUUGGCAGUUUAUUAUCAGGAGUUACUAGAUUUGUUGAAACUACUGGUACAAAAGUAAUAUCAGGUGGCCUAGAUACUCUAGAAACGAUUGGCAAGAAAACUAUGGAAGUACUUCAAGAUGGAGACCCAGGGUUAGCUAAAAAGCGUGCAUUGCUCGGCUUAGAUCCUGCUGACAAGCCAGUACUAUCACAGGUGUUGAGGGAGGCAAAGGCGAAAGCAGAAGAAGAGGAUAGGAUACGGGAAGAGAAAAGAGAGGCAAAAGAAGUCCAUUACGAGAAUUUGUUUGAUGAUUUUGAAGGUCUAGUACAUCUAGAAGCCCUAGAGAUGUUAUCACGGCAGGUGACCAUGCGUCUAGAGGAACGCAUACAAGGUGCUGCUCCAGAGAAAAGGCAGGAUAUUAAGGAGACAUUACAGCAAGUUGCAGAACUUUGCGAAAUGCCAGAGGAGGAUGACGAUGAUGACGAGGAAUCAUCGGCGAAAGAUAUGUCGAAAGCUGACGCAUUCCACGAGAAGCUGCAUACUGCAACGCAGGAUCUUGGUCUUAAACUGCAAUUCCAACCUUUGAUAAAGCAAUAUUCAGAGAUAUUAACUUGGCUGGAUACUACAGAUGCUGAUUUGACUCAAAAAGCUGUGUACAAACGAUCAGUCAGCGGACUGGCUCAGUCAACUGCAUUGUCAGUAGAAUUGUACCACAAAACAGCUGAAAUGCUUCUCGUCAAGACCAGACGCUCUACUGCAGAUGAAGCCGAUGCUCUUACUCAGAUGACAGUGGCUCUCACAAAACAUGUUAGCGAAUUGGCGACAUUGUUCACGGAGAAAUUGAACUCUAUACCUGUUGAAAAUAAGGAACAAAAUAAUAAUUAUAUAACUAACAUAUUUUUGGAGGCGGGAAAUAGUUCGACAUAUAUACAAAAUGCAUUCCAGUUAGCUCUGCCGAUAUUACAAAUUGGUGCUGUAUAGUUAAAAGUAACUGACUGUGUAUAUACAUAUAUAUAUGUAACUUACUUACUAACUUUACCAUAUAUUCUUGAAGCCUAAGUUCAAAUUUUUAACUACUGAUUUAUAUAAUACAAAUAAAUAUUAUUUCCAAAUAUUACUUCAAAGUGUUAAUUACGAUGAUAAUAUAAUAUAAUAACAACAUUUAUUUACAAAGAAACAUUGUACGAUAUAUAUUUAUUAAAUCAUAUGUUAUCUGUUAUAAUUUAGAUAUAUGUAUAUCUAUAUUAAUAUUAAAAGAGGAAAGCUUGUGAGGUUGUAGGGUCCAAUCUAUGGAUCUACUGGACCGAUUUAUUUUAAAACCCUAUAAUUUUACUGUCAUUUCUCAUUACUAAUAUAAUAUAGUAGUGCAACUCAGCAAUAAUAGCAAAGAUUUAUGUAGAUUUUUAGUACAAUAUGUUGUGAAAAAUUAAGAUCUUUUAAAAUACCUUAUAUCUCAGGCCAAUUGCAAGUACCAUUUAGUCCCAAGCUAAAAUCCAGAGCAGAGGUCCUGUUAUAAGUAAUAUAGUCAACUUAUUACUUAUAACAGGACCUCAGGAUUAGAAAUACUUAGAUUUUUUUAUAAUUACAUACCUAAUAUGCACAGAAAACAUCCAGAGUUAUACAAAUAAUCAGACUCAUGAAUACAAAUGUUUGUACCACACGAGGAAUCGAACCCGCGGUGUGCUAAACCAUGAGACCACCGAGGUGUCAAAUAAUACUACAUUACAAGUUAAAAUGGCUUCCACUCAGCUUUUGCCGAAGAUUGUACUGCAGUAUUAAUUUUACU